AUGGAUGCUUCUUUUCAAUGUUCCUCUAGCCUUAAAUGCGAGUUAAGCAUCAUAAGAGCUAAAAAUAUUGAGUUCAAGUCUUCAGGACACUUGUUUGUGAGAUGCUAUCUUUCAGCAGGAAACAACACAAGAGUCCAACUCAAUACCAAAGAAAUCUCAUCCAAAUCUGAUUUGUUUUGGGAUGAAUUUUUUUCACUGCAGUGCCAAGGAACUGAAGAUGCCAUCAACUCCUUGAGGCAAGGGAACGUUGUCUUCGAGUUGAGAUGGAGAAGCACUAAACCAAUUCUUGGAAGACUUACCGGUGGAUCAAAAAUCUUGGGAAGAGCUGAAAUUCCCUGGAAAAAUGUUUUUGAAUCACCAAACAUGGAAAUUGAGACAUGGGUUCGGAUGAAUUCAAAGAAUCCAUGCUUGCAUCAAGAUGUCAAGCCCCCCUCAGUGCAGGUCAAGGUGAAAGUUGGAGUUCCAGAGAUGACUAACGAAAGGAGGUGGGAUCAUUCAUGUGGUUGCAACGACAGUAGAUGUCAAUCUCUUGAUUAUGUUGAUUAUGACUACUUUGCACUUGGAUUUGCUCUAGAGGCCUUGUAG
Messenger RNA from Coffea eugenioides, 585 nucleotides. RefSeq lists its product as uncharacterized. Bases 1 to 585 code for a protein of 194 amino acids. The record is from RefSeq and is a predicted model, not a curated record. The transcript has a single exon. Lineage: Eukaryota; Viridiplantae; Streptophyta; Magnoliopsida; Gentianales; Rubiaceae.